AAGGACGUGAUGAUGCUGUGAUCCUAGAAGAGCCAAUUAACAGAACAUCAGAUAACACAACUGCAGAAAGAAUAACACAGUGCCAGACGGAUGAAAAUAAGAUGGAGGAUAGCAGUACAAGCUAUUCGGGUUUAAUCGUACAACAAAGUCCUGAGUUGAAUGAAGAUAAAAGGGCUAAUUCACCCAUAUCAAUUGCACACGAGAGCGUGGACCCACAAACCAGCUGCUCUUCUGCCAAACCAUGUGCCAAUACAAGUGAGCAGGUUGAGGCCGGGACAGCUAUUAGCUCAUCUGAUAAAUGUUUUGGAUUUAGUUGUGUAGAUGAUGCACAAAGAGACAUUGAGAUUACAUGUGAUAAUGACCUCGGUGUGAAUGAUUAUCAAAAUAUGGAAAUGAAUACAGACAGAAACUUUGUCGCCAUUGUGCCAAAAUUAGAAGAAUCAUCUGUAGGAUCCAACAGCACCCAGAUUAGCUCUACUAGUCUUACAACAAAAUUAACAGACUGUAAUACCGAGCCAAGCAUAGUUGAUCCACCCAUGAAAGCCUCUUAUGAGGGUCCCGUCGACAACAUUCAAGUGAAUCAAGAUCAAGAAUCCAGGACAGAUGAGUGCUUACUGAACUGUGAGAGUCAAAAUUCAGUGGAGAUUGUCACAAACAUAACACAAAGAGGCGGGACUACAGACACAAAGAUUAUAGGGCAAGGAUGCACUCCAGUUGGAGAUUUGUGUAACACCACAGGAAACGAGCCUAAGCUGCUACUGUGCUCACCUCGGCAUCGGGAGGAAUUCAUUUCAGAUUGUGAGAAACUUCAAGUUCAGCAAUCUGACAAAUCCUCUUCACUAGGCUUUAGCACGCUAACAGCCGAUAUAACCACUGUUCACUCCCUGCCUAAUCCUGCCCCUACCACCACUGCAGCCAUAGCAACAGCCAUCCCGGCACUAAGCAAGCGAGAGGUGGGGGCUAGAGGAGGAGACUUGCUACCACCGGUGAACUCCGAGUUCCUAUCAGAACUGGAAAGAGCUGACGACAGGGACAAGGUGGCCACUGCCGAGGAGUCUCUUGACUUGGGCGAAGGGGAAGAAGAUGAGUUUGGGGCUUUCAUGCAGGCAGGUGGCGAGCCAGACUGGACGGCCGGAUUCACUGAGGUCCAACAGUCACCUGCUGGAGAGGAUUACAACAGUGGAGAACUUCAAAGAUGUGCUGAAUCAGAUGUACCUGCAUGCUUAAAAUCUGAUUGGACGGCACCCCAGCAGUCAGAGAGCCCAUGGAUUGCUUUCAGUCAAGAGUCUGUGGAGCAGAAGAUAACACAUGAUGGUCAAUGGUGGCCUUCUACUUUAGACAAGCCAAACAUUUCUUCUGUUCACAAUGUGUCAAAUGUGUUUCUAGAUGCUUUUCCCUCAGAAAAGCCAUCAUGUGAAGAUCCUGAUUACAUUCCUACAUUAUCACAGCUUAUGCAAGGACCUGAAAAUGGCAAUACAGAGGACCACAGGGAGCAAAACUUACUUGAUGGCCUACAGGACCUAGACAGGAUUGGUCUGAAAUAUGAGCGGGCGGAGUCGCUGUCUUGUAAACUUCUCCUUCAGUCGUUGCAUUUGGACCGUCCCACCUCCGACUAUGUGACAGUUCGAGUGAAGACCGGUGCCAGGUUUUCUCCAAAUCUACCAACGUCCAACCAGCAAUUAGCUUCAAGUGCUAAAAGAAGACUGUCUUAUGACUUCAACAGAAAUACCACGACCUAGUCUCCAUAUCUA
Paramisgurnus dabryanus is the source of this 1751-nucleotide messenger RNA. Lineage: Eukaryota; Metazoa; Chordata; Actinopteri; Cypriniformes; Cobitidae. The record is from RefSeq and is a predicted model, not a curated record.